Selaginella moellendorffii is the source of this 1799-nucleotide messenger RNA. RefSeq lists its product as uncharacterized. Lineage: Eukaryota; Viridiplantae; Streptophyta; Lycopodiopsida; Selaginellales; Selaginellaceae. The coding region runs from base 828 to 1799 and encodes 323 amino acids. The record is from RefSeq and is a predicted model, not a curated record. The transcript is spliced from 3 exons.
AGCCGGCGGGAUUAGGGCAUUAGGGGGCGAUGGGGUACAAGAACAAGGAGAAGCAGAAGAGACCGCAGCCGCCGGCACCUCCGCCGCAUCCACCGGUUAGCCCUGUGUCUCUGACCAUCCUCUACUACGAGCUUCGCAAGGACUGGCCGGUGCCCCAGAGUCGAAGAUGGACGAUCUAUGCAACGACAAUGGUUUCGUGGCUGACGUGGACGCGUGGCUCAACACCCUAGGUCUCUCGGAAGAGGUUGGCGUGGAGCGAAACCUUCAUCCUCAUGGUAAGGGAGGCUGGGCCGUGCGUUAAGUUCAUAGAACAGGGCGGCUUUGUUGCGUACUGCCCUAAUGCCAACAGCAAAGAUCACACUGGACUGCUAUACCGGCAGGCGCUGCGUUUCCAGAACUAUGCGAAGGCUAAGUUGCUCGCGGAAGUGGCAGCGCAGGCAGUGCAAGAAAGGCAAGAUGAAGGGGGAGGCAGCGGUAGAGGUGGCGGCACAGGCAGCGCAGGUGGAGGAGGAGAAGAAAGGGAAGAUGAAGGAGGCAGCGGUAGAGAUGGCAGCUGAGUCUAGUGGUAGCAAGUCUGUGACAACACUCGUCUUCCAAAGCAGCGAUCUUCACGUCCAAGGCAGCAAUCUUCACAUUCAAAGCAGUGAUCUAACUUGGUGCAGCGGGAGCAGAUUGCUGCUUUGGAUGUGAAGAUCGCUGCUUGGGAAGAUGAGAACUCGGUGCAGCUGGAGCAGAUCACUGCUUUGAUAGAGGAGAACUUGGAGCAGCGGCAGCAGAUCGCUGACUUGAAAGAUCAGAUCACUUCACUAAACCGGGAGAAGGCUUCGAUGCGGUCGACCUUGAGUUCGCUCAAAGCCCUGUUCAAGAGGAAGCUACUGGAGUCAUUCAGAGUGAAAGUAGCAGGCAUGUUCCCGGAUGCGGUCUGGAACGGGGACGUCCCUGAUGUUGGGUGGUGGUGCGGCUUCAUCCAAGACCCCAGGAGCAUUGCAGCUCUCUCUUCGGCAUCGGGAAUCGGUUUUGACAUGCCCGACGCUUGCACUGACGAGCUACGACCACGGCUCAGCUCAAUCCAGCAAGCAGGAGGAGUGGCUGCACAUGUCAUCACCGAAGAACCCGAGGUCUAUGCCACUCUGGUCUGUCAGUACGCUGGCGCUUCGCUGGAGAGGAUGAAGAAGAUCUAUCGACUGGUCUUCGGGCGUGACGCUGCCCAGGAUGCCUUUGGGGACGUGGGGUGCUGCAAGUGUCCAGUCCAUUGUCCGGAGGGCGUGAAAACGGGGCAGUCUCCUUCCAGAAGACAAGCCAAGAAUUUUGUUUGCCUCUUUUAUUUUGUUUCUUGUCUUUUCUUUUGUUUUCGCAUACAACGAGCUCAAAGGCUCCUUCCAGAAGAUGAAGAACGAGUAGAUAGAAGCAAUAUUACAUACCCGACCUGUAUUUGGCUUUUAUCCAAAGUAGUAAAUGCGGCUUCCAUAAGUAUGGGGUAUUUGCAAAGCUCUGGGAUGCUUUUACAAAAUGCCCAUGAGCGAAAAGCCGCUGAGUUUUUUGGCAGCAUGGAGCUUCCCACCGUGAUUACAAGUCAGGAGAAUCACCUGGAAACUUAUCUCAUUUCUCGCCUCACCCUGGCACUCGACUACUUUCGAUAUGGUGGCCUAGUACAGCAUUUCUCCAAAAGUGAGUCACUUCCAGGCGAUGGCAGAUGUGCUGGGACAAGCUGGGCUCAAAGGUCUGCUGCUGGUGAUCCCCUUCCAGCCGCAUUUCCUCACGUGGAAGAGCUUGAUCAGCAUGUGCAAAGUUCAUGGUAG